AUGCCUUCUCAGGCGUCGCCACAAGGUAGUCCGCCCUCUGGGCAAGCGGCUAUCUCCACUGACAAACCUUCCUCAGGUUCUAAUGUCAUUCGCAUUCUCGUGGCAACCGACAGUCAUGUUGGAUACAAUGAGCGCGAUCCGGUUCGAAAAGACGACAGCUGGAAGUCAUUCCACGAAGUCAUGUGCCUUGCCAAAGAGCACGACGUCGACAUGGUACUUCAUGGCGGCGAUCUGUUCCACGAAAAUAAGCCUUCACGCAUGUCGAUGUACCAUGUCACUCAAUCACUACGCAUGAACUGCUUAGGUGACAAGCCAUGCGAACUGGAGAUGCUGAGCGAUGCCAGCGAGAUCUUCGGUUCAGUAUUCGAUCAUGUCAAUUACGAGGAUCCUAAUAUCAAUGUUGCGAUUCCGGUAUUUGCGAUCCAUGGUAACCAUGAUGACCCAUCCGGCGAAGGACAAUACUCCGCCUUGGAUCUACUACAGGCGUCUGGCCUGGUCAACUACUAUGGUCGAACGACAGAGGUUGACCGUAUAGAAGUCAAGCCGGUGCUGCUUCAAAAAGGCGAGACAAAGCUAGCAUUGUACGGACUCAGCAACGUUAGGGAUGAGCGGUUGUUCCACACGUGGCGGAAUGGAGACGUUAAAUUCUACCAACCAGAAGCUCAGACCGGGGAUUGGUUUAACCUGAUGACCGUUCACCAGAACCACGUCGCGCAUACGGCCACUAGCUAUCUUCCCGAGAACUUCCUUCCGGAAUUUAUCGAUCUGGUCAUCUGGGGCCACGAGCAUGAGUGCCUUAUCGAACCCAGGCUCAAUCCAGAAAUGGGCUUCCAAGUCAUCCAGCCAGGAUCGUCCGUCGCUACUUCUUUGAUGCCCGGAGAGGCUGUGCCGAAGCAUGUGACUAUUAUAAGCGUAGAUACUACUCAGGACAACCGCAAGUUCUGGAGUGAGCCUAUUAGGCUCAAGUCGGUACGUCCUUUCAUCAUGAAGGACAUUGUCCUGCAGGAGCAGCGGGAGGUCAUCGAUAGGAAGCUCUGGCGCGUUUCAGAGAACAAGAACAAGAUAUCCGAUAUCGUCAUGCGUGUCGUCGAGGAAAUGAUCGAGCAAGCACAGAGGGAGUGGCUUGAGCUACAGGACGAUCGAGACGAAGAUGAGGACAUAGAGAUCCCACUUCCGCUUGUUCGCUUACGCGUGGAGUACACUGCUCCCGACCCUGGCGAGUUCAAGAUUGAAAACCCUCAGCGGCUCUCGAACAGGUUCCAGGGCAGGGUCGCCAACGUAAACGACGUUGUCAUGUUUCAUCGAAAGAAAAAGACAGCUGCUCGCGUGGCCAAAGCAACUGCGGAUCUUCCCGAUGAAUCAGCUAUGGCGCAAUUAUCGAUAGAUACGGUGAAGGUCGAACAGCUUGUCAAGGAGUUUUUGACGGCACAGUCGCUCUCAAUCCUACCGCAGAACUCUUUCGGAGACGCCGUGGCUCAAUUUGUGGACAAAGACGACAAGAACGCCCUGGAGACAUUCGUCAAAGACAGUCUGGCUUCGCAGCAAAAGCACUUGCUAGAAGAUCAUGAUCUUGAUGUUGACGACCUGGAAGAUCAAAUAGGACAAUACAAGAGUCAUUUGGAAGGUGCGUUUGCUGCUGGCGAUAUGAGGCACAAGCGUAGGACUCAAGCCAAGGCUAGGCCGGAUAAUUAUGAUAGUGAUUUUGACGGACCUUGGAAAGAUUCGCCAAGUGCACGUGCUGGUAUGGAUGACGAAGAGGACGAAGAAGGUGCUGCGGCAGCUCCACCGAAGAAGGCUGCUAGAGGAAGGGGAAAGGCAACUGGUACAACACGCCAGACAACGGCUGCUGCUAAGAAGACCUCAGUUGCGGCAAAGAAAGCCCAAGCUCCGAGGACAACUAGAGGCAAGAAGACGGUGGUGACGGUGGAAGAGAGUAACGACGACGAUGACGAUGUGGUCAUGCUGGAUGAGGUCAAUCACGAGCAGCCAGAGGAGCCUAUAUCAGACGCUGAAGACCUCUUUGUGGGGCAAACGAAGCGCGCCGCAACGAAGAAACCUACCACCAGCAGGGCUACCCGCGCUACCUCGCCUGUAAAGAAGACGCCCGCGUCGCGGACUAAGAAGGCACCUGCGAGCAAGCAGUCUACUCUCAACUUCUCUCAAACAUCCACUCAGCGGGCGCCGACGCAGCGAGCGGCUGCAUCACGAGCGAGCAGGGCAGUAGAGGAAGUAAGCCGCGUACUGCUUCUCAUCCAUUCAAUUGAUACUGAUCUAUUAUAG
Didymosphaeria variabile is the source of this 2280-nucleotide messenger RNA. RefSeq names its product meiotic recombination. Gene Ontology annotation, molecular function: DNA endonuclease activity; 3'-5'-DNA exonuclease activity; manganese ion binding. Gene Ontology annotation, cellular component: nucleus; Mre11 complex. Gene Ontology annotation, biological process: meiotic DNA double-strand break formation; telomere maintenance; double-strand break repair via homologous recombination. The transcript is spliced from 2 exons. The record is from RefSeq and is a predicted model, not a curated record. The coding region runs from base 1 to 2280 and encodes 759 amino acids. NCBI's taxonomy places the organism in Eukaryota, Fungi, Ascomycota, Dothideomycetes, Pleosporales, Didymosphaeriaceae.